Molecule: messenger RNA, 1504 nt
Organism: Tripterygium wilfordii
Lineage: Eukaryota; Viridiplantae; Streptophyta; Magnoliopsida; Celastrales; Celastraceae
Product: protein MIZU-KUSSEI 1-like
Exons: 1
Coding region: 413-1162 (249 amino acids)
Biological process (GO): hydrotropism
Source: RefSeq, a predicted model, not a curated record
UGAAGACGGAUACUGAACAAUGUGCCCUGAGCAUGUCUUGGUGUGAAUAGUGGCUUGUUUGGUUGUCCAUUCUCUCAUACUGUUUUUGUAUUCAGGUCAAAAGUGUCAGUCAAGCAAAAUCUCUCCCCUCCCUGUCCCACAAGAAAGUGAAAUUACAAACUUGUUGUCCCCUUAGAUUCCUUUCUUUUUUACCUCUCUCUCAUCUUGCUAAAUCAGUUUGUGGGUCACCCAAUGUUUCUUUUGUCAGGAUUCUCUUGCACUACCAAUAACAAAGGACUAGAAACAAGUAUUGAAAUUGAAGCCCUACACUUAAAAUAAAGUGGAAGAGCCAGAGUCUCUCGCUCCCCUCUCAACCUUUCACCAUCUAUAAGGAGUUGCCUUCUUCCUAGUGAUUUUGCUUCCAAAGCUUGUCAUGGCUAGAUCCUCUCUAAACUCCUCUUCCUCUAAGAGACACUUUCACUGGACCAAAAAGGUUGGCUCUGAUGAUGAGGUUCCAACCUUCAAGUCCUUUUCAAAAACCAAUGAGGAAGAGAAAAAGGAGAAUCCCAAGAGCAACUUCUCAACUCAAACUCCAAAGAAGAAACUGCCUGCUCUGGCCGUUUCUCGGCUCCGGCUGGCUCUUGCUGCUCUUGGUAGGAACCGGUCACAGCUACCGCUUGGACCUAGAGUCGUCGGUACCCUCUUUGGGAACCGCCGUGGCCAUGUUCACUUUGCCUUUCAGAAGGAACCCAAUUCACCACCAGCGUUUCUUAUUGAGCUAGCAACACCAAUCAGUGGUUUGGUUAGGGAAAUGGCAUCAGGGUUAGUGAGGAUUGCAUUGGAGUGUGAUAAAGAGAAGGAAGAAGAAAAGAGCAAGGCAGUGAGAUUGCUUGAAGAGCCAGUGUGGAGGACUUACUGCAAUGGCAAGAAAUGUGGGUUUGGUACAAGGAGGGAAUGUGGAGCAAAGGAGUUGAAGAUUUUGAAAGCUGUAGAGCCAAUUUCAAUGGGAGCAGGUGUUUUGCCUGCUGCUGCAGGGGAUGAAGAAGCAGCUGAUGGUGAGGUCAUGUACAUGAGAGCUAAGUUUGAAAGAAUUGUUGGGUCUAGAGAUUCUGAAGCUUUUUACAUGAUGAAUCCUGAUAGCAAUGGAACUCCUGAACUUAGUAUCUACUUGCUUAGAGUCUGACUGCAACCAUGGGAAAAGUCUCAGUACCCUUUUUCUUUCUGUUUAAUGGGUUAUGGCUAGUAAGUUUAGAUCUUGAACCAUGGUAAUGGAGCUUGGAGGGCUAGCUCUCUAUCUCCAAUUACUUUAUGUUUUUCUUUCUUUUUUCUUUCUUCACUCUCCUGUUGAGAAAAUGGGAGGUGGGGCUUUCAGUGUAUUUUGGUAGUAGUAGGUGGAGGGGGGAAAGAAAUACAUUACAGGUAAUAUGAAUGGGAGGUGGGGUCAUCAAGGUGUACAUGUGUAGUUCUUUUUUUUUCUUCAUAUCCUAUGUUAAUGGAGGCAAAUGCAAUCAUCAUGGUCAUUGAA